Suncus etruscus (white-toothed pygmy shrew) is the source of this 1026-nucleotide messenger RNA. RefSeq names its product alpha 1,3-galactosyltransferase 2 (gene A3GALT2). Gene Ontology annotation, biological process: carbohydrate metabolic process. Lineage: Eukaryota; Metazoa; Chordata; Mammalia; Eulipotyphla; Soricidae. Gene Ontology annotation, cellular component: vesicle; Golgi apparatus; membrane. The record is from RefSeq and is a predicted model, not a curated record. The transcript has 5 exons. Gene Ontology annotation, molecular function: hexosyltransferase activity. Bases 1 to 1026 code for a protein of 341 amino acids.
AUGGCUCUCAAGGAGCGACGCAGAGUCUGGAAAAGAAGCUUCUGGCGGCUGACCAUCCUUGCACUUGGCCUGUUAGGAGUGUUCCUGUAUGGGCAACGUGUAGUCAGGUACUUAGAAGGGCUCAUCCCCAUGGGUGUGUGCCCUGCCUCCAGCAUGCCCCUGCUGAAAGACAACUUCUCAGGCCCCCUGCGCCCCUGGGCCCGGCCGGAAGUCCUGACCUGUACCUCCUGGGGUGCCCCCAUCAUUUGGGAUGGCGUUUUCGACCCAGAUGUUGCCCGUCAAGAGGCUCUGCAGCAGAACCUUACCAUUGGGCUGACUGUGUUUGCUGUAGGCAGGUACCUGGAGAAAUAUCUGGCGCGCUUCCUGGAGUCAGCAGAGAAGCACUUCAUGGUGGGCCAGAGCGUGGUAUACUACGUGUUCACGGAGCGCCCUGCUGCAGUGCCCCACUUGCUGCUGGGUCCUGGACGCCGGUUGCAAGUGGAGUACGUGGAGCCCCAGCAUCGCUGGCAGGACAUCUCCAUGGGGCGCAUGCACACAUUGCACACUGCGCUGAGUGGACGGCUGGACACUGAGGUACACUACGUGCUCUGCAUGGACGUGGACCAGUUCUUCAGCAGAACCUAUGGGCCUGAGGUGCUGGCCGACACGGUGGCACAGCUGCACGCAUGGCACUACCACUGGCCCCUGAGAGUACUGCCCUUCGAGCGCGACAAGCGCUCAGCUGCUGCGCUGGCACCAGGAGAAGGAGACUUCUACUACCAUGCAGCCGUGUUCGGGGGCAGCGUGGCGGCCCUGAGGCGACUGACCGAGCACUGCACAAAGGGGCUGUGGUGGGACCGCAUGCGCGGCCUGGAGGCACGAUGGCAAGAUGAGAGCCACCUUAACAAGUUCUUCUGGCUGCACAAGCCCGCCAAGGUGCUGUCACCUGAGUUCUGCUGGAGCCCAGACAUCGGCCCACGGGCCGAGAUCCACCUCCCACGCCUGCUCUGGGCACCCAAGGACUACGCUGGGCUGCGCAAUUAUUGA